Messenger RNA from Carya illinoinensis, 750 nucleotides. RefSeq lists its product as uncharacterized. NCBI's taxonomy places the organism in Eukaryota, Viridiplantae, Streptophyta, Magnoliopsida, Fagales, Juglandaceae. Bases 1 to 750 code for a protein of 249 amino acids. The record is from RefSeq and is a predicted model, not a curated record. The transcript is spliced from 3 exons.
AUGGGGGGCAUGGAGAGUGUGACCAAGAGAUUGGGAAGAGGAAGAGUUAGUGAAAGGAAGUCCAUUGAAUUACUUGAGGAGAACAUGGAAAUUUCGAUUUAUGCUAUUUUCGGGUUCUCCUUGUUUGAAUGCAAUGAGAUUGUUGGUGGCCAUUGGAGGACAGUUUGUGGUAUUUUAGUGGAUUCAAGAAGCACAUAUAACUUCUUGGAUCUUGUGGUUACUUGUGUAUCAAAAUUUAGGGUGGAGGAAACUCUUAAGCUGCAAGUGAAAGUGGCUAAUGGUGAAAAGUUGCUAAGCAUAGGAACAAAAGUUGUUGUAGGUCUAUGUACUGGUGAUAUAUCUGUGGAGGAUGGGAGCACUUUCUUUAGGCCAUCUUCUAUUCAAGUAAGAACUCAGGAUAUCUCUAAAAUAGCUUUUAGGACACAUGAGGAUUGCUAUAAGUUUUUAGUGAUGCUACUUGGGCUCACUAAUGCUUUUACAACUUUCCAUGGGCUUAUGAAUGAGAUCUUCAAACCUUAUAAGAGAAGGUUUGUAUUGGUCUUCUUUGAUCACAUCCUAGUUUACAGCAAGACUUUUGAUGAUCACUUGAAGCAUUUGAGGGUUGUUUUUGAGGUUUUACAUCAACACAAACUGUUUGCCAAGAAGUCUAAGUACAAGUUUGGGGUUGGUGAGAUUGAUUACCUUGGCCAUUUGAUUUCUAGAGGAAGACCUGAAGUUGACCCAACAAAGAUCAUUUCUAUGUUGGAAUGA